AUGUUUCGAGCUGUCAGUUUAGAAGUUGUCAAUUCAUUGUCCACGGAAGCCUUCAUUGGAGCUUUCAAUCAGUUUAUUAGAUUAGAAGGAAGACCGAGACUUGUGAUGAGUGACAACGGAACUAACUUUCAAGGAUGCAGUAACUUCUUCAAAUCAUUAGAUUGGAAAGUUACUGGAAAAGAUACUGUUUUAGAAAAAAUUCAGUGGAAAUUCAAUGUUGCUGCCGCUCCGUGGUGGGGUGGAUAUUGGGAACGUAUCAUCCGGAUCCUGAAAGAUAUGAUGAAACGAUCUAUUGGAAAGUCUACUCUCAAUAGGAAGGAAUUAGAUGAGUCAUUGCUUAUUAUGGAAGAGGUGAUCAACGGGAGACCGCUAACGAAUGUUAGUGAAGAUAACGACGAAUUAGAACCCCUAACUCCCUCCAUGGUUAUGUCAAACCAAUGUGAACUCAAGUUUCCGGAAGGAGAGGAUUCUGAAAAUCUGAAUUAUCGAUGGAAGUACAUGAAGAAACUGAGAGAUGAGUUACGACAACGUUUUCGAAAGGAAUAUUUGUCCCAGCUCAUAAGUAGAAUAAAUCAGAAGCCAUCUCGUCGUGUUAUGGAAUUGAUCCCCGGUAAAGAUGGAAUUGUUCGAGUAGUCAAAGUGAAAACAGAAGUAGGGCUACAAACAAAACCUAUUCAAAAUCUGUACCCCUUGGAAGUGAACCCUUCGAGGACUACAUUGAUGACGUCAUUGUUAACUGUAACGCAGAUAGAAGUUGAAAGUGAAUUGAAACCUGUGGUGUCAAUUGUGGGAGAAUGUAAAUUAUCGAGUUAG
Molecule: messenger RNA, 813 nt
Organism: Photinus pyralis (common eastern firefly)
Lineage: Eukaryota; Metazoa; Arthropoda; Insecta; Coleoptera; Lampyridae
Exons: 2
Coding region: 1-813 (270 amino acids)
Biological process (GO): DNA integration
Molecular function (GO): nucleic acid binding
Source: RefSeq, a predicted model, not a curated record